Molecule: messenger RNA, 3394 nt
Organism: Bombina bombina (fire-bellied toad)
Lineage: Eukaryota; Metazoa; Chordata; Amphibia; Anura; Bombinatoridae
Product: gastrula zinc finger protein XlCGF17.1-like
Exons: 6
Coding region: 294-1145 (283 amino acids)
Biological process (GO): regulation of transcription by RNA polymerase II
Molecular function (GO): RNA polymerase II cis-regulatory region sequence-specific DNA binding; DNA-binding transcription factor activity, RNA polymerase II-specific
Source: RefSeq, a predicted model, not a curated record
AGCUGCAUGAGAAUUAGUUGCUACCGUCUGAGCGCUCAACGAUAAACAUGAACAAAGCCCCAUUUAUAUACUGAGACGCCGUGGCUGGUUACCAGGGCAACAGGCUGCGCCUGCGCAGUGGUGUGGCUAGGACGCCAGUGUGCUUCCGGUUUUCGGCAGGGUGAUUUGGUGAAGGGAUAAAAGAGUCAGGCUCCUGUUACUGUGAAGAUCACGUACAAUACACAUCACUGCGUUUACCAGCAAAGCAGAAACAUUCUAAGAAUAUCUGACAAAUUCAGUUGCUGAACAAGACAAUGUCUGACAAGACCGAGAACCAAACCUCAGACCUUCCUGAUGCACAUGGAGACGCAGAUAACACUGAUAUAGGAAAAGCUCAGAUAACAGAAGAUCUGUGUGUGAGACGUCAGCUGGGACCAACAGAUGAGGAAACCAGUGACAGUAUCAGCUCAGACGCAGAUAACACUGAUAUAGAGAAAGUUGUGAUAACAGACGAUCUGUGUGUGAGGCGUCAGCUGGGACCAACAGAUGAGGAAAGCAGUGACAGUAUCAGCUCAGGUAACUUCACAAACUUCAAUGCUGAUGCUUCUUUCAGUAUUCUUCAAAAUCAAAGAAGCCACGUGGGAAAUGUAUGUUCUGAAUGUGGGAAAUGUUUUACUCUGAAAUCAUCUCUUACUAGGCAUCAGAAAAUUCAUACGGGAGAGAAAGCUUUUUCAUGUUCUGACUGUGAGAAAUGUUUUACUCUGAAAUCCCAUCUUCUUGUGCAUCAGAAAAUUCAUACAAGAGAGAGAGGAUUUUUAUGUUCAGAAUGUGGAAAAUGUUUUACUCCAAAAUCAUCUCUUAUUAGGCAUCAGAAAAUUCAUAAAUUGGAGAAAGAAUUUUUGUGUUCUGAAUGUGGGAAAUGUUUUACUCAGAAAUCGCAUCUUAUAAGGCAUCAGUUAAGUCAUACAGGGGAGAAAGAAUUUUCAUGUUCUGACUGUGGGAAAUGUUUUACUUUGAAAUCAACUCUUAAAAAUCAUAUGAAAACUCAUACAGGGGAGAAAGAUUUUUUUUGUUCUAAAUGUGGGAAAUGUUUUGCUCGGCAAUCAACUCUUAUGACUCAUCAGAAAGUUCACAUUAAAGAAAAUCGGAGCUUAAAGGGAUACUAAACCCAAUUUGUUUCUUUCAUGGUUCAGAUAGAGCAUGCAAUUUUAAGCAACUUUCUAAUUUACUCCUAAUUUUCUUCAUUCUCUUGAUAUGUUUAUUUGAAAAAACAGUAAUGUAAGCUUAAGAGACAGACCAUUUUUGGUUCAGAAAUGUAGCCACCAAUCAGCAAGUGCUACCCAGGUGCUGAAUCAAAAAUGGCCCUGCUCAUUACCUUACAUUUCUGAAGAGAACGAAGAAAAAUGUAUAAUAGGAGUAAAUUAGAAAGUUGCUUAAAAUUCCAUGCUCUGUCUAAAUCAUGAAAGAAAAAAAAUGGAUUUAGUAUCCCUUUAACCUCUGAAGCACAUAGUCCGACACAUAGUUGUCAUCCACACAAUGUCUAGAGUGCAGAUGAUGACUACAUUGUCCUUUGUGGGGCACACUUUUGGGGCGGUUUGAGGCCCCCUCUGCACCUCAAGCAGUUACGAAGUGGUCCAGUGUGUCUUAUCAUCCUUGGGGGAUCCAGGGUCCCUAUAUAGAUUUUAAAUAGCCAAGAGAUAAUUUGUAAAUAAAAUGUGCAUUUACUGAAGUAGAGAUUUAUGGGACUCCCCAUGUGCAGAUCAAAGCUAUAUAAAUAUACCCAAAGACCCUUAUGUAUAUGAUGAUAAACCUUUCUUUGAAAUUUAGUCACUGAUGAGGGCAUUAUAGUCAGCUGAUUACUGAGGUGACAGUGUUUCCCUAGCUAGAAUUUUAAUUGACAAGGUGUAUAAGUGUACAGGGUGAGCCCCUACAUUAACAUCAAAAGUGGAAGAGGCCUCCAAAAGGCCUUUUCUGGAUAAUGGUUGUGUAAAAUGCAUUGUGCUGAAAUCUAACAUAAAUAUGUUUUUACUUUUGAUUUUCAGUUGCAAAUUUCUAUAUAAAAACACUGAAUUAUUAUCUGUUUCUGCUUAUGUUAGAAAGAUUACCUAAUACAAUUGUAGAUCCACAAAGUUUUGACUAUAGAAAACUUGUACUGUAUUGUUUACAGUCAAAAUAAACAAAUAUCCAGCGAUCCAGUAAAUAAAAAAUAACUUUUAAUAAGUUCAGUUAAAAGGAAACAUAGACUGAUGGACAGCAACAGAGUGUCAUGUUUAAAGAAAAAGCCUACGCGUUUCAGCACGUAGCCGUAAUCAUGGCUUUUCUUUAAACAUGACACUUUGUUGGUGUCCAUUACUCCAUGUUUCCUUUUUACUGAACUUAUUAAAAGUUUUUUUUAUUUACUGGAUUUGUCUUUUAUACUAAAAGCGAAGGUAACCCUUAUUUGUUGCGCUGCUUAGGGGAUUAAGGGCGGAAUGCCUCUAGCUGCAAUUUGCUAGCAGUACGGAGUAUACUGAGCAGCAUGUCAUCUCUGUAAGAUUACCAAGUGCACAAGUUUUGGUUGUACCUGUGUGUGAAUUAUAUAUAUCUUUCUCCCAAUAGUCACCCACCUUUCUAUAUUGUUACGCCUUUGAUCCACUAAUUACCAUAGUAAGUACGUGAACGUUUUAUAGUUGAUCAUUGACCCAAGUGUGUGUGUUUUUGAAUACUACAAUUGAAGGUUUACCUAAAUAGGACAGGCCUGGUGUACAAUUUAAACUGAGAAUCUUUUUUCUCCUUGUUUCUGUAGUGUUUACAACCUUUUCUGUUAAAAUUGUAAUACAAAUAUGCAUAUUUUUCACACCUUUUUGUUUUAGAUUUCUCAUUGUAAAAUAAUGGUAUAGCUUGAAUCUGCUGGGUCCACUGAAAAAAUAUAUAGUUUGUUUUGGUUACUUGUGACAAAUGAUCUACAGUAGUGCUUAAAGGGACAGUCUAGGCCAAAAUAAACUCUCAUGAUUCAGAUAGAGCAUGUAAUUUUAAACAAUUUUCCAAUUUACUUUUAUCACCAAUUUUGCUUUGUUCUCUUGGUAAUCUUAGUUGAAAGCUUAACCUAGGAGGUUCAUAUGCUAAUUUCUUAGACCUUGAAGCCCAACUCUUUCAGAUUGCAUUUUAACAGUUUUUCACCACUAGAUGGUGUUAGUUCACGUAUUUCAUAUAGAUAACACUGUGCUCGUGCACGAGAAGUAAUCUGGGAGCAGGCACUGAUUGGCUAGACUGCAAGUCUGUCAAAAUAACUGAAAAAAGGGGCAGUUUGCAGAGGCUUAGAUUCAAGAUAAUCACAGAGGUUAAAAACAUAAUUUAUGCUUACUUGAUAAAUUUAUUUCUCUUGUAGUGUGUUCAGUCCACGGGUCAUCCAUUACUUAUGGGAUAUAUUCUCCUU